AUGCUACUUCCAAGUGUAUCACGAGAUUUGCAGAUAGCAAUUGUAAAAGCUUACCCUAAAAAUAUAAAAUCUUGUGAUGAUUGGCUUGGCUUUCUUAAUCAUAUGGAAAGAAAAGUUAGAUCAUUGGAUCGUGGGUCAACAACAACUAACAUACUUUUAAAUUUAUAUGAAAGUGCUAUAGAUUCAUUAGACGUGAAUUGGUCAGAUGAAAUGUAUCUUACAAUUUUUAUCAGAAGAGCAGUUUUAGCAUCAUAUGAAAAUUCGGACUGUGGUCCUGUACUCCUAAGCUUAUGUUCUAUAAAUGGACGUCGAAAUCCACAGUUGAUUGCCGCUGUAGCGUAUUAUUAUUUCAAGCAAGGAGAUAAGAAUAGAGCUAAAGGUCUUUUAAACUCUACGAAAAAGUGUGUCGACACAUGUGGGGUGGAACUGUUAUGUAGAGCCGAAAGUAUGUUAGAUACAGACGAUGAUUUCAAAUCGUUAUUGGGACCAUUUUAUUACAAACCAGACUUUGAUUUUCAAGACAUAAAUUGUUCUCAGGCAAGUUCAAGUGGAGUUUCUUCAGUUCUGGAUUCUACUUGUCCAAAUGAUCACACAGAAGAACGUUAUCAGUCUGUAACAGAUAUCAAUUUUGAACCGAAUGGAAAUUCACCAAACAUUCCUAGUAAUUGCAAUCCAGCUGAAUCAAUACAAAUAAUUGGUCCAGUCAGGGAUUUAUCUAAUUCUUCCCGGUCCUUCAAAUCAUCAGGGCUUCCAGAAGAACUGUCAGUUACUUCAGUCACAAGUAAUCCAAAUAUGAAAUCAUUACAACAGCCUGAAUUAUCCACCAUUGUUGGUUCUAUUAAAUUGAAUGGAAGCUGUGAAAAGGUGUUUUCACUUGAUUCGGAUAAGAAAUUGAUUUCUGUCGGUGUGCAAACUGAGCUGGUCAAUGAAAGUGACCAAUUUAUAACUGUUAAUGGUAAAAAGUAUCGAGUAAUUAAUGAAUUGGGACGGGGAGGUUCAUCGGUGGUGUAUUGGGCUAUGGACUCCGAUUUAAAUCCAUGGGCAGUGAAAAAAGUUGAUUUGAAAAAUCUUACACAAGAAACAGUUACGUCGUAUAUAAAUGAGAUUGAGAUGCUUAAGAGUUUGAUAAAUUCUGACAGAAUUAUCCGACUACAUGAUUAUCACUGUACAUCAGAAAAUCUCAUACUUGUUAUGGAGAAAGGAGAUUGUGAUUUGAAAAGUGUCAUUCUUAGCUUUUGGUCUGGUGGUGCACAAAAACCGUCUCGUUCACCAUCAGGUAUGCUUACAUCUGGGAUUGUAUUCUAUUGGGAUCAAAUGUUGCGGUGUGUGAAAGCACUUCAUGAUCGUCGUAUUGUUCACUUAGAUUUAAAACCACAAAACUUUGUUCUAGUCUAUGGACAAUUGAAGCUUAUUGAUUUGGGGAUUAGUCGUCUAUUACCAGAUGAUUCAACGACUGUAAACCAUUGGUUGAAGUUGGGAACUUUAUCUUUCAUGAGUCCAGAACAAUUGGAAGAAGCUGCUGCUGCUACUCCUUCAUCCUCAUCUGGCCUAAAUCAAUCGUUUUUCUUGGGUCCUGAAGUUGACCAAGAAAAUCGUUUUAAGGUUGGUCGUAAAUCGGAUAUUUGGUCAUUAGGUGUGAUCCUUUAUAUGAUGGUCUACGGUCAAUUACCAUUUAAUCAAGACAAACUUCACUCUCGUCUAUCAGCAAUUAUAAAUCCUAGUGUAAAAAUAUCUUUACCAGCUAUCAAGAAUAAAUCUAUUUAUAAGGCCUUAGAACGGAGUUUAGUUCGAAAUCAUUUAGAAAGAGCAUCUGUUGAUGAAUUGCUGAGUUAUGAAUAUGUGUCCAGUACGUCAGCUGCUGACUCAUGGUAG
Molecule: messenger RNA, 1872 nt
Organism: Schistosoma rodhaini
Lineage: Eukaryota; Metazoa; Platyhelminthes; Trematoda; Strigeidida; Schistosomatidae
Source: the annotation of a GenBank genome assembly